Messenger RNA from Psilocybe cubensis, 1659 nucleotides. RefSeq lists its product as uncharacterized. Lineage: Eukaryota; Fungi; Basidiomycota; Agaricomycetes; Agaricales; Agrocybaceae. The transcript is spliced from 5 exons. Gene Ontology annotation, biological process: L-tyrosine biosynthetic process. Bases 1 to 1659 code for a protein of 552 amino acids. The record is from RefSeq and is a predicted model, not a curated record. Gene Ontology annotation, molecular function: prephenate dehydrogenase (NAD+) activity; prephenate dehydrogenase (NADP+) activity; NAD+ binding.
AUGCCUGCGCUGUUGGACUCAUCUUCUUCGUCGACCCCAACAACCACACGGGCAGGUGUAAUCGAGUCACAUUUGCAUCUGGAUUCGCAUUCUGAGCGUCAACCUCAACCGUCAUCCACAUCUGGAAUGAAACCACCAACAGAGGAUGAAGACAAGGCUUACUACGACUCACUUCCAAUCAACACCUCACCCAACGUGACUCCCGCGUCGCCGCCGAAUGCACAACCGACGAUUGGACUCAUCGGGAUGGGAGCGAUGGGUCGGAUGUAUGCUCGCCAUUUGGGCGAUGCGGGGUGGUCCAAAAUCAAUGUAUGCGACAUUCCAGAAAAAUACGAGCAGCUCAAGGCCGACUACGCAGGAAACCCCAACAUCUGCCCUAUGCGCGACGGACACGCGGUAGCGCGCUCGUCAGAUUUCAUUGUCUACUCGGUCGAAGCAGAGUUCAUCGAGAAAGUUGUCGCUCAGUACGGCCCAUCGACGAAAGUGCAUGCCAUCGUUGCGGGACAGACAUCCGUGAAAGCGCCUGAGAAGCAGGCGUUCGAAAAAUACCUCCCGCGCGACGUGCACAUCGUGUCAUGCCACUCGCUACAUGGCCCGACUGUCAGUCCGCUCGGACAGCCGCUGCCACCUGGACAGAUCCUCAUUAAACACCGCGGCUCGGCUGAUGCACUCACUCUCGUCGAAAAUAUCCUGCGACCCCUGCGCUCACGACACGUCUACCUGUCGUACGACGAGCACGACCUCGUCACCGCGAACACACAAGCGGUCACACACGCCGCGUUUUUGAGCAUGGGGACAGCAUGGGCCGCCGCACAGUCUUACCCCUGGGAGCAGGGCCUGUACGUCGGCGGAAUCGAAACAGCAAAGGUGAACCUAACACUCAGAAUAUACUCCAAUGCAUGGCACGUCUAUGCCGGGCUUGCGAUUCUGAACCCGGCUGCGAGGGUGCAGAUUGAGCGGUAUGCGACGAGCGCGACGGAGCUGUUUAAGAUGAUGCUCGAAGGUGGGAGUGGUGGCGAGGAAGCAAAAAGGCGGUUUAGGGAGCGGGUGGAGUGGGCACGGGAUAUGGUCUUUGGGGGUGUUGCGCGCGAGGGCAGCACUCCGGGCGGCGGGCGGCGACGGCGCCCUAUUUUGUUGAGUGAAGAUGUUCUGGACCGGUUCAGCCUCGGGAAGCUUCCGCCGCCAUCGCCCGUCGACGGGUCCUCCCCCUUCUCCUCCUCACCUACUGAGCCACAGCGCCCGCCAUCAAGAUACCGCCCGAACUCGCACCUCUCAUUGCUCGCUAUGGUUGACUGCUGGGCGCACCUGUACAUCAACCCGUACACGCACCUCUCGCUCGCCGCGACGCCGCUCUUCCGGCUGUUCCUGGGUGUUGCGGAGCACCUCUUCCUUUCACCUACGUCGCUCCUCGAGGCGUCCAUACAUUCCGCGCUGCACGACACAUGGCACCGCGCGGACGACCUCGAGUUUGUCUGUGCCGCGCGCGGGUGGAGUCAGUGUGUGAGCUUUGGGAGCUUCGAGGUGUAUAGGCGGAGAUUUGAAGAGACGCGUGCCUUCUUUGAAGGGCGGUUUGAGGAGGUGGGGAAAGUUGGUGCGGAGAUGAUCAGAGCUGUUAUGGAAAGUGAGAUCAAGAGGGAGGAGGAAGAGGGAGUUGUCUGA